AUGGACCACCCCAGCACCUCGAGUCUUCCGCGCAAGAAGGUCAAAGCAGGGGCGAAGAAAGCAGGAAAAAAGACGGGGAAGAAGACUACUGGCAAGAAAAAGACAACUCCCUCUGCUAUUGGUAAUAGAAAAGGAAAAGGGGCCGCAUGCCUACUCGUGCUUUUAGCAGUUUUAUCCUAUCUCGUGGCUUUGAUUUUGGGUCUGUAUGUCAUGACCGGCUGCAUGUCGACCACAGCACAGUCUAGUAACAUUUACCUUGCUGAACUCUCGACAAACACGACGUAUGAUAUGUCACUCCGAGUUGGUUACUUCGGAGGCUGCGUUUCGGUCACUGAACUAACCGAAGCAUCCUACACUGGUAGAAAUUCCUCCACACAAACAUCCACGCAUUGCGUCUCGAAUCUGCGCCGCAAAAAUUUAGACGACCUCAGUGAGGAUCUGUGGGAACCUCUAAAGCUCAACUCUUCUACCAUUCAAUCCAGCCUUCAAACAUUUUUGAACACUACCCUUCCACAAGCCAAGCAUCUCCAGGAAAAUGUCUUCUUCUGUGAACCUCCCCUAGUCCAUCUCCUCCUAUUUUUCGUUACAGGCAUUAUGCUCUUCGUUGCUAUUACAGGAACAUCUAGAAAGAGAUCGUACAGAGCAAUGCUAGUGACAGCGAUUGCUUUGAGUGCCUUCUCCCUUGCGCUCGCACUAGUGACCGUCCUCGGCUCUCUGCAGAGUAUGAAUGCGUUGCUAAACACCUCUGCGUCUGGAGCACAAAGGGCUCUGGGUGACUCAUUAUAUAUCUCGCGUGGUAAAGCCAUGCAGGGGGUCCAAGGAGCUCUUGUUGCAAUCGUCGCUGUAUUCUAUCUCGCGAUGGGGGUGCUCUUUGUGCGGCGGACACCCGAGGGAGGGGCUGGAUACAUAAUCCAAGCCUUUCAGAAUGUAAGAGGACCUUUGAAGCGGAUGGGAAGAAGAUAG
This is a messenger RNA of Aspergillus terreus NIH2624, 963 nucleotides long. RefSeq lists its product as uncharacterized. The transcript is spliced from 4 exons. Gene Ontology annotation, cellular component: membrane. The record is from RefSeq and is a predicted model, not a curated record. Bases 1 to 963 code for a protein of 320 amino acids. Lineage: Eukaryota; Fungi; Ascomycota; Eurotiomycetes; Eurotiales; Aspergillaceae.